GGUACAGCUCGUAUACCUGCAUUCUCAAUGGAUGGGGAGUACAUUAUUGGUGGUGUUUUUUCCAUCCACUACAAGGAGCUGACAAAGACUGAUAACUACACUACUGUGCCUGAGCCGCCCACCUGCACAGGGAGUAUCAACAGUCGUGAACUGCGCUUCAGUCGUGCAGUGAUGUUUGCAAUUGAGGAAAUCAACAACAACACGGAGCUGCUGCCUGGGAUUACACUCGGCUAUGAGAUAUAUGACUCAUGUGCCUCUGUGCCCGUGGCAAUGCAUGUGGCAUUUCAACUGUCAAACGGGCAGGACCCUGUGUUUCAGUUAGGCGAUAAUUGUUCUCAAUUCGGUGUAGUGAUGGGUGUUAUUGGUGAAUCUGGAUCCACACCAUCUAUCAGCAUGUCUCGCAUCUUUGGACCCUUCAACAUUCCACUGGUGAGCCAUUUUGCCACUUGUGCAUGCCUGUCAGAUAAGCAGCAGUACCCGACUUUCUUCAGAACAAUUCCCAGUGACCAUUACCAAGCUGAUGCAAUGGCCAAACUAGUGAAACACUUUGGUUGGACUUGGAUAGGAGCAGUCCACUCUGACUCAGAUUAUGGAAGAAAUGGUAUGGCAUCUUUUCUUGAAGCAGCAAGCCGAGAGGGGAUCUGUGUAGAGUACAUUGAAUCUUUCUUUCGAACUGACCCACACAAGAUACGAAUUGUAGCUGAUGCUAUCCGCAGGUCAACAUCAAUCGUUGUAGUGGCAUUUACAGCCGCUGGUGAUAUGAAAUUCCUGUUAGCGGAGCUAAACCUACAUCUUCCUCCACCUCGUCAGUGGAUUGGAAGUGAGGGCUGGGUAACAGACACUCAGUUAAUGAGGUACAGCUUCUGUGCAGGGGCAAUCGGAGUUGCCAUACAACAAUCCGUCAUCCCUGGCUUUAGAGACUUCCUUCUGGAUCUCUCUCCCUCUGAAGUGGGUGCCUCCUCAGUCCUUACUGAAUUCUGGGAGGAUGCAUUCAACUGCAGCUUGACAAAAAGUGAGACAGCAACCUCAGCAGAAAAGAAGCAAUGUGAUGGAACUGAAGACUUAAAGACACUCAAGAUCCCGUAUACUGACACGUCUAAGUUCAGAAUUACUAACAUGGUGUACAAGGCUGUUUAUGCUAUUGCACACGCUAUUCACAAUGCAGUGUAUCAGGAAACUAAUUUCACAACUUUCUGUAAACAACAAAUAAGGUUAGACUUAAAUCAGGUUUUUACUGAGCUAAAGAAAGUCAACUUUACCCAAAAUGAUUACCAUGUGUCAUUUGAUGCUAAUGGAGACCCUGUGGCUACUUAUGAGAUUGUCAACUGGCAGAAGAGUGAGAGUGGCAUUAUUGAGCUGGUCACAGUGGGGUACUAUGAUGCAUCACUGCCAAAGGGCCAGGAGUUUCGUAUUAACAGGAACUUGACCUGGGUGGAUGGAGAAACGCAAGUACCAGUGUCUGUUUGCUCUGAGAGUUGUCCUCCAGGAACUCGUAAAGUGUUACAGAAAGGAAAACCCAUCUGCUGCUAUGAUUGUACACAUUGUCCUGAAGGAGAGAUCAGUAAUAUGACAGAUUCACCUGAUUGUUUCCCAUGUCCCAGAGAAUUCUGGCCUAAUGCAGGAAAAGAUGCUUGUUUCCUGAAACCUUUGGAGUUUAUUUCCUUUGAUGAAUUGCUGGGAAUCAUUUUGGCUGCAUUAUCAGUUACUGGAGCCUGCCUGUCUAUCAUUACAGCAGUGGUUUUCUUUCAUCACAGGACAACUCCAAUUGUCAGAGCAAACAACUCUGAGCUGAGCUUUCUGCUGCUCUUCUCUCUGACUCUUUGUUUCUUAUGUGCAUUAACAUUCAUCGGAGCACCAUCUGAGUGGUCCUGCAUGCUGCGGCACACAACGUUUGGCAUCACCUUUGUCCUUUGUAUCUCCUGUGUUCUUGGGAAAACUAUAGUGGUUUUAAUGGCCUUUAAAGCUACACUUCCUGGUAACAAUAGGAUGAAAUGGUUUGGUCCACCACAGCAAAGAAUGACUGUAGUGUCUGUAACCUUUAUUCAAGUUUUGAUAUGUACUGUGUGGUUGGUUCUAAAUCCUCCAUUCCCAGUAAAAAAUUUAACCACCUACAAGGAGAAGAUCAUCCUGGAAUGCAUGUUAGGCUCUGCUGUUGGCUUCUGGGCUGUCCUCGGCUACAUUGGCCUGCUGGCUGUUUUUUGUUUUUUAUUAGCUGUUCUAGCACGAAACCUACCUGAUAAUUUUAAUGAAGCCAAACUGAUAACCUUUAGCAUGCUGAUUUUUUGUGCAGUCUGGAUCACCUUCAUCCCAGCAUACAUCAGCUCUCCUGGAAAAUUUACCGUGGCAGUGGAGAUAUUUGCCAUUCUGGCCUCAAGCUUUGGACUGAUAUUGUGUAUAUUUGCUCCAAAGUGUUUCAUUAUUUUGUUUCAGCCACAAAAAAACACCAAAAAACAUUUAAUGAACAAAUAUUGACUGAACAUUAUCAUAAAUUAAGAUAACUUGAUGCAAGAUGCAAAAUAUCUAAAGCUGAUCACUUCUUUGUAGUCAACAAAGCUCUUUUGUCAUUUUAAAUAUAAAAUAUCUAUACUAAUUAUUAAUGCACCCUUGUUUUAUUUGUUUGUAAUUUUAUUAAUGAUAUUUUAACUCAUUUGUGACUUAAUGGAACAUUGCCUGUAUAGCUGUUUAAAUAACAAAUAAAAUGG
Girardinichthys multiradiatus is the source of this 2702-nucleotide messenger RNA. RefSeq names its product extracellular calcium-sensing receptor-like. Gene Ontology annotation, cellular component: membrane. The coding region runs from base 28 to 2472 and encodes 814 amino acids. Gene Ontology annotation, molecular function: G protein-coupled receptor activity. NCBI's taxonomy places the organism in Eukaryota, Metazoa, Chordata, Actinopteri, Cyprinodontiformes, Goodeidae. The transcript is spliced from 8 exons. Gene Ontology annotation, biological process: G protein-coupled receptor signaling pathway. The record is from RefSeq and is a predicted model, not a curated record.